AUGGCUACUCUCAAGUCGCAUUUUGCUCCGAGCAAGAUUAUAUUUUAUAUCCUUUGGUGGGGCUUCCACUGGACGAUAUUUGCCAUCGGCUGGUGGAAACAAGCGGGUGAUAUUCGGCUGGCCGGUCUCAACACACUCACAUUCUCAGUAUGGCUGUCUCGAGGAGCAGGUCUCGUCCUGUCCGUGGACGUGCUCAUGAUUCUCCUGCCCAUGUGCCGGAAUUUCAUGCGGUUCCUUCGCCCCAAGUUCAAGUGGCUCCCACUCGAUGAGACACAGUGGUUCCACCGACAGUGCGCGUAUGCGUUACUCUUGUUCACCACGAUCCACGUGUGUGCCCACUACGUCAACUUCUUCAACGUCGAGAAGAGCCAGAUCCGACCAGUCUCGGCCAUCCAGAUCCACUAUGCCCAACCGGGCGGUAUCACGGGUCACAUCAUGCUUCUAUGCAUGCUUCUCAUGUACACGACGGCCCACCACAAGAUUCGCCAGCAAUCGUUCGAGACGUUCUGGUACACGCACCACCUCUUCAUCCCCUUCUUGCUCGCCAUGUACACGCACGCGGUGGGCUGCUUCGUGCGCGACACAGCGCAGCCCUACUCGCCCUUUGCGGGCAAAAUGUUCUGGACCCAUUGCAUCGGCUACGAAGGUUGGCGCUGGGAGCUGUUCGGGGGCGGCCUGUACCUUUUUGAGAGGCUGUGGCGCGAAGUACGCGCCCGCCGAGCCACCAAGAUUUACAAGGUCAUCCGCCACCCGUACGACGCCAUGGAGAUCCAGUUCCAGAAACCCAGCAUGAAAUACAAGGCCGGCCAGUGGCUGUUCAUCAACAUCCCGGCCGUGUCCAGCCAGCAGUGGCAUCCCUUCACCAUCACCUCCUGCCCCUUCGACCCGUACAUCUCGGUCCACGUCCGGCAGGUCGGCGACUGGACCAAAGCCGUGGGCGACGCGCUGGGCUGCGGCCCGGCGCAGGCCAAAGAGUUCGACGACCUCGACGGCAACGGCAUCUACGAGAUCGCGCUGCGAAACGACCAAGAAAUGCCGGCCAUUCGCGUCGACGGGCCGUACGGCGCCCCCGCGGAAGACGUCUUUGACAACGAAAUCGCCGUCCUGAUCGGCACGGGCAUCGGCGUCACGCCCUGGGCCUCGGUGCUCAAACACAUCUACAACAUCCGGGCCGGGCCCAACCCGCCGCGCCGCCUCAAGCGCGUCGAGUUCAUCUGGGUGACCCGCAGCAUCGAGUCCUUCGAGUGGUUCCAGACGCUGCUCUCCUCGCUGGAAGCCCAGUCCGCCGAGGCCGCCGAGGGCGUCGGCGGGCCCGAGUUCCUACGCAUCCACACGUACCUGACCGCCAAAGUCGACACCAACACGGCGGCAAACAUCUACCUCAACACCGUCGGCAACGCCGUCGACCCGCUGACCGACCUGCGCACAAAGACGCAGUACGGCCGGCCGGACUUUAAGCGCCUCUUCGGCGCCAUGCGCGACGGCCUCAUGGACCAGACGUACAUGGACGUCGGCAAGGAGGCCUCCAUCACCGCCGGCAUGAAGGCCACCGUCGGCGUCUACUUCUGCGGCCCCUCCGCCGCGGCCCGCGAGAUCAAGACGGCGUGCAAGUCCACGAGCAACGACCUCGUCAAGUUCAGGUUUUGGAAGGAGCAUUUCUAG
Molecule: messenger RNA, 1662 nt
Organism: Cladophialophora yegresii CBS 114405
Lineage: Eukaryota; Fungi; Ascomycota; Eurotiomycetes; Chaetothyriales; Herpotrichiellaceae
Product: NADPH oxidase
Exons: 2
Coding region: 1-1662 (553 amino acids)
Biological process (GO): superoxide anion generation; defense response
Cellular component (GO): NADPH oxidase complex; plasma membrane
Molecular function (GO): superoxide-generating NAD(P)H oxidase activity
Source: RefSeq, a predicted model, not a curated record